CCCCAAAGUAGCGCUGCAAUAAACUGCAUUUCUCCGCCGGCUCGCGCGCUAGGCACCCUCGGGGGCUCGAAGGAAGCAGGUGACGGCCGCUGCCCACCCUCGUCCCCUCCAGGCCGCCGCUCUCUGGCUCACCGCAGCCCCGAUACCCCUGCCCCCACCCUGGAUUUUUUUUUUUUCUUUCUCCCAAACCUCCAAACAGGAAAUAGCUUGAGUCACAAUAAUACACAGGAGCAGCGGCCGAGGCCACUCGCGCCCGCCCACUCCCUGGGCCGCCUCCAGCACUCCGGCUCCGCGAGGCACCGCCGGCGACGCGCGCGGGGAGCGCAGUAGACACCGGCCCAGCAGCCGGCGCCGCGUCGGAGGCUCCCAGGCGCCCGUCAGAGCCGCCUUCGCCCUGCCCCCGACUCCGCCGACUGCGGCCGCCACCCGCCUCCAGGGUGCGAAGUACCACAUUAUUAUCGUCUCCCUGUGAGUGGGAUUGGCACCCCAGCAGCACCUCCUGGCACAAGUGCUCCAGGAAACACAGACUAGUGCCGGUUGACAGCCUGCUUUACCAGGCCCCAGGCAUGGAGGAGUUGAUAUGGGAACAGUACACUGUGACCCUACAGAAGGAUUCCAAGAGAGGAUUUGGAAUUGCAGUGUCCGGAGGCAGAGACAACCCACACUUUGAAAAUGGGGAGACAUCAAUCGUCAUUUCUGACGUGCUCCCGGGUGGGCCCGCCGAUGGGCUGCUUCAAGAAAAUGACAGGGUGGUCAUGGUUAACGGCACCCCCAUGGAAGACGUGCUCCAUUCAUUUGCUGUUCAGCAGCUGAGGAAAAGUGGGAAGAUCGCUGCCAUUGUGGUCAAGAGGCCCCGGAAGGUCCAGCUGGCCCCGCCGCAGGGCAGCCCUCCCGUCCACGGGCACGACCGGGCUUUCGAGCUGCUGGACGAGUUUGAUGGCAGAAGCGCGCGCAGCGGGUACAGCGAGAGGAGCCGGCCCAGCAGCCGCGGAGGGCGCAGCCGCAGCUGGGAGGACAGCCCGGAGAGGGGUCGUCCCCACGACCGGGGGCACAGCCGGGAGCGGGACCGCAGCCGCGGCCGGAGCCUGGAGCGGGGCCUGGACCACGACGACAGCUACUACGUGCGAGCCCGAGAGCGCAGCCGUGGCCGCAGCCUCGAGCGGGGCCUGGACCACGGCGACGAUGACUACCGGCGAGCCCGGCAGAGCAGCCGCGGCCGGAGCAUUGACCGGACCUACGAUCGCGCCUACAGCCCGGAGGGGGAGUAUGGUCGCAGGGCCCAGCCCGAUGCCCGGUACGGGGCGUCCCGGAGCCACAGCCGCGAGCACCUCCACUCCCGCAGCCCCAGCCCAGAGCCACAGGGGCGGCUGGACUCGGACAGGCCCAUCGGGGUCCUUCUGAUGAAAAGCAAAGCCAAUGAAGAGUAUGGUCUCCGGCUCGGGAGUCAGAUCUUCAUAAAGGAAAUGACCGGAACAGGUCUAGCAUCUAAAGAUGGCAACCUGCAUGAAGGAGACAUAAUUCUCAAGAUAAAUGGAACCGUAACUGAGAACAUGUCUUUAACGGAUGCUCGAAAACUGAUAGAAAAGUCAAGAGGAAAACUCCAGCUCGUGGUGUUGCGGGACAGCAAGCAGACGCUCAUCAACAUCCCCUCAUUAAAUGACAGCGACUCAGAAAUAGAAGAUAUCUCAGAAAUAGAGUCAAACCGAUCAUUUUCUCCGGAGGAGAGACAACAGCAGUAUUCCGAUUAUGAUUAUCAUUCCUCGAAUGAAAAGCUGAAGGAAAGACCAAAUUCAAGAGAGGACACGCAUAGCAGAUGGUCCAGGAUGGGCGCCACACCUGCUCCCUUUAAGUCCACUGGGGAUAUUGCAGCUGCAGUGAGCACAGAGCCCAGCAAGGAACCCACAUACCAAGAGGAAGCCCCAGCUCCUCCACCAAAACCAGCCCCAAGAACUGUUCUUCGUCCGAGUCCUGAAGAUUUAGCAAUAUAUGGCCCCAGUACCAAAAUGGUGAGGUUCAAGAAGGGAGACAACGUGGGCCUCCGGUUGGCCGGUGGCAAUGAUGUCGGGAUAUUUGUGGCCGGCAUUCAAGAGGGUACCUCAGCGGAGCAAGAAGGUCUUCAAGAAGGGGACCAGAUUCUGAAGGUGAACACACAGGAUUUCAGAGGGCUCGUUCGGGAGGAUGCCGUUCUCUACCUGUUAGAAAUCCCCAAAGGCGAAAUGGUGACCAUUUUAGCGCAGAGCCGAGCUGAUGUGUAUAGAGACAUACUGGCUUGUGGCAGAGGGGAUUCAUUUUUUAUAAGAAGCCACUUUGAAUGUGAGAAAGAAACUCCACAGAGCCUGGCCUUCACCAGAGGGGAGGUCUUCCGUGUGGUAGAUACGCUGUACGAUGGGAAACUGGGCCACUGGCUGGCCGUGAGGAUCGGAAAUGAAUUGGAGAAAGGCUUAAUCCCCAACAAAAGCAGAGCAGAACAAAUGGCCAGCGUUCAGACUGCGCAGAGAGACAGCACUGGGGACAGGGCAGACUUCUGGAGGAUGCGCGGCCAGAGAUCGGGCAUAAAGAAGAACCUACGGAAGAGUCGGGAAGACCUGACGGCCGCUGUGUCAGUCAGCACCAAGUUCCCGGCUUACGAGAGGGUUUUGCUUCGAGAAGCUGGUUUCAAGAGACCUGUGGUCUUAUUUGGCCCCAUAGCAGAUAUAGCCCUGGAGACGUUGGCAAAUGAGUUGCCUGACCUGUUCCAAACUGCUAAAACAGAACCAAGAGACGCGGGAUCUGAGAAAUCCAGCGGGGUGGUGCGGUUAAACACCGUGAGGCAAAUUAUUGAACAGGAAAAGCAUGCGCUCCUGGAUGUGACUCCUAAAGCCGUGGACCUGUUGAAUUAUACUCAGUGGUUCCCGAUUGUGAUUUUUUUCAACCCAGACUCUAGACAAGGUGUCAAAACCAUGAGACAGAGGUUGAAUCCAUCAUCCAACAAAAGUUCUCGGAAGCUAUUCGACCAAGCCAACAAGCUUAAAAAAACUUGUGCACAUCUUUUCACAGCUACAAUCAACCUAAAUUCAGCCAACAAUAGCUGGUUUGGCAGCCUGAAGGACACGAUUCAGCAUCAGCAAGGAGAAGCAGUUUGGGUCUCCGAAGGAAAGAUGGAAGGGAUGGAUGAUGACCCCGAAGACCGCAUGUCCUACUUAACCGCCAUGGGCGCGGACUAUCUGAGUUGCGACAGCCGCCUCAUCAGUGACUUUGAAGACACCGACGGCGAAGGAGGUGCCUACACUGACAAUGAGCUGGAUGAGCCGGCUGAGGAGCCGCUGGUGUCUGCCAUCACCCGCUCCUCGGAGCCGGUGCAGCACGAGGAGGUCAAAACCCAAAACAAAGAAGAAUCCAUUGACUUCUCUAGAUCCUAUGAAUACAAGUCAAACCCCUCAGCUGUUGCCGGUGAUGAAAUUCCCGGGACAUCUACCAAAGGAUGUCCACCUCCUAUUGCAGCAAAACCCACCUUUGGACGGCCUAUACUGAAGCCCUUCACUCCCAUCCCUCCCCCAGAGAGUGAGGAGGUGGGAGAGGGCAGUGAGGAGCAGGACAGCGCCCCCAAGUCUGUCCUGGGCAAAGUAAAAAUAUUUGAGAAGAUGGAUCACAAGGCGAGAUUACAGAGAAUGCAAGAGCUCCAAGAAGCGCAGAAUGCAAGGAUUGAAAUUGCUCAGAAGCAUCCUGAUAUCUAUGCAGUUCCAAUCAAAACACACAAGCCGGAGCCCGGCCCGCCCCAGUACACAAGUUCCAGGCCCCCCGAGCCGCAGAAAGGUCCUGCCAGACUUUAUCAGGAUCCCAGAGGAAGUUAUGGCAGUGACGCCGAGGAGGAAGAAUACCGGCAGCAGCUGUCGGAACACUCAAAACGCAGUUAUUACAGCCAGCAUUCCCAAUACCGGGACACGGAAUUAUAGAUGCCCGAGGAUUGACCCUGGUGCGCCCCGCUGCCGCCCCCUCAGAGCAGCAUUCCCACCAACCGUGGGAGGAUGGUUCUUUGCAGUUUUGAUGCACUGUGGAGAUGUAGGGGCACUUCCUGGGGAGCCCAGGGGACUGAGUCUGGGGAGCUUAUGGCUUUUGGCUCAGAAUUCAGAGAAACACUACCGUCUGAUACUGUUACCUGCUUCAGUGGACCAAAAUCUGUAUUAAUUCUGUUUGCGUAUUUUUAACAUAUAUAUUAAGAAAUGAUAACUAUUUUUCCUCAUUAAUAGCUGCCUUCCAGGACCGUUUCAAUGAGAGACAGAAUGUGAAAAAAAUAAAUAAAAAUACUGUCUGACUCAAACUGAAUUCAAAGAAGCAUUUUAUUACAACUAUGUAAGUGCCUUUGAUGAGAAGUGUCUUAAAUUUUCUUCUUUUGAAGCUUUAUGCAAAGCCAUAAUGGACUAAAACAUUUUGACUAAAUUUUUAUACCAGUUUAAGAGCUAUGGUUUUCUCCGCACUGUGUCAUCUUUUCAAGACAUUUGUCUUUGUAAUAUUUUCCAUAAAUUCUGACUGUAUAUAUAAUAGCUAUACUUGGUAGUUUGGCUACCAGUGCUAAAUAGCUUGAAGACCAAGAAGUAUUUUGUCUGUCUGUUUAAAACCACGUGUUCCACGAAAGCAGAUACUUGAGAAAAACACAUUCCCAAAAGUGUGUGUAUUGACUGCAGUCAGUUUUAUAAUUUAAUAAAAAGGAGAACAUUGUAAUCAA
Balaenoptera musculus (blue whale) is the source of this 4702-nucleotide messenger RNA. It is a transcript of the gene TJP2, whose product is annotated as tight junction protein 2. Bases 567 to 3932 code for a protein of 1121 amino acids. Gene Ontology annotation, cellular component: bicellular tight junction; plasma membrane. The record is from RefSeq and is a predicted model, not a curated record. Lineage: Eukaryota; Metazoa; Chordata; Mammalia; Artiodactyla; Balaenopteridae. Gene Ontology annotation, molecular function: cell adhesion molecule binding. Gene Ontology annotation, biological process: establishment of endothelial intestinal barrier; positive regulation of blood-brain barrier permeability; cell-cell adhesion. The transcript has 23 exons.